AUGGUCGGAGUGGGAUACGGCAAGGGCGCCACACUCCCGGACGAGGAGGUGCGGUGGCUCACGCCCGAGCAGGUCGACGGCCUGCGGGCGGGGGAGGGCGUCCGGCUCCUCGACGCGCGCGACGCCCCGGAGUUUCAGAAGGCCUCGUUGCCGGGCGCGGAGUCUCUGCCGCAGUCGACGCUCAUGUUCAGCCGCGGCAAGGUCCAGGCGCUCGUCGACGAGUUGGUUGGCUCGCAGGCAGGCGAGCUCUGCUUCUUUGCAAACACUGCCGGGCCCAACGCAGGCAUAACGGCGGGCCGCGAGGUGUAUGUGAUGGCCUUCCUGCUCGAGCUGGGCCUGCCCUUGACUCGGAUGGCGCGGCUCCGAGGCGGGCUCAACGGGUGGGUCGAGUCGGGCAGGCCGGCGCCACCGGCUGGUCGGGAGGUGGCGCCGCAGCUGCCGGCUGUCAGCGGAGGACUGCGCGGGCUCUGCGAAGGCGCGGGCCUCGGGCACCUCGCGGCGGCGCUGCCUCCCUCGCUCACCCUCGAGGCGGCCGCAGCCGCGGCGACCUCCUCGAGGCAGAGCUUCCUCGCCUCGCUGCGGGACGAGCACGGUGUGAGCAGGCUGGCAGACAGGCAGGCGCUGUGCAACGCGCUCAGCAAGGCCGUGAGGGAGGGGCGGGUGCCGGGCCGCGCCGAGGAGGGAUAG
Molecule: messenger RNA, 687 nt
Organism: Emiliania huxleyi CCMP1516
Lineage: Eukaryota; Haptophyta; Isochrysidales; Noelaerhabdaceae
Exons: 1
Coding region: 1-687 (228 amino acids)
Source: RefSeq, a predicted model, not a curated record